Molecule: messenger RNA, 2361 nt
Organism: Sycon ciliatum
Lineage: Eukaryota; Metazoa; Porifera; Calcarea; Leucosolenida; Sycettidae
Exons: 7
Coding region: 1-1674 (557 amino acids)
Source: RefSeq, a predicted model, not a curated record
AUGGCACUAUUGAGAUGCCUACCAUUAAAAUGUUAUUAUCGUUUUCGUGCAGAUACAAGUGCCACCGUGGACGUAGUCAAGCCCGAGCAUGGAGGAGGUCUCGUGAAAUACAAGAUUGGCUACGAAUUGGCCGGUGGCGACAUCAGCUACACCGAUGCAAAGCAUGCAUUCGCAAAGUGCAAGAAAGGCAACAAAGAUGCCCACUCCGAUCCGUUCCGGAUGGAAGAGUACACCAAUACGCCGGCCGUCUUCAACACUGUGAACACACUCCUCAGAAGAAUGGCUGCCACUAUCCCAGUGUAUGUACGCAGCAUGGACACCCAAUCAUUGUUAUUGCAAGGUUCCGACGGAGCGAGCGGUGUACAACAUGGAGAGUUCCGGACCUUCUAUUUGGCCCGACACCCGACCAACUCGCUCAGCAGCCCCGUGCCAAGGACCGGCGUUUCCAUCUGCACUUGGAUUGUCAAACAUCAACCCAAAAGAACCACGGUACGAGAGGAAUACGUGACCACUGUUGGCGGCGAGAAGCGCACAGCGGAAGUCUGGUUCAAUGUCACCCACGGCUGGUUCCACUCGGACACCAAGGUGAACGCGGAGAGGAGCUGCCGGCGGACGCACGGUUUCGAUUACGCCGGACCGUUCAACAUGGGCAUUUACGAGAGCGUUCCCAGAAUUCGUAAAGCCGUGGACCGGCUUCUUCUGCUAGGUGAUGCCGCCCAGCUCACCAUUUAUGUCCAAAAUAAUUCUACUCGCCAUUUCCGCACGUUCACGUACCACAAAAACAGCAACCACUGGACUAGCGCUGUCAAUCAUGCUGCCACAACAGGCCUGGUUGUUUGCACCACUCAGACACACCGCAAGUUCGUUCCCACUUUAACGCACACCUGCGGUGACGAAGAGUUCUUCAUAUCGGCCACCCGUCACACCUAUGACAGCGCCCAUGCCCUGUGCAGACAGCAGAAAAAGACCAUGCUUACCUUCAACUCUAUGCGCGUCCUGAACCGGACCGACUCCUGUUUCCGCAACCAAAUCCUGAAGGCUAUUGAGAGGAAGGGCGCAGACAACUUCUGGAUCACAAAGGUCGGCAUCUACGAUAAUCAAGAGGUGUACGUUCCCAGCGAGGACACGGUACUCUAUGAAGAUGACAGCACCGGUGAACAUGCAGUCAUUUGCACUAGACAGGACUUGGAUUCAUGUCGAUCGUCUGUUCUUGGAUACGAGCCGUGUAAGAACGGACAGCUCUGCCGCUCCACAACCCUCAAGACCCACAAAUGCCACGACACACAUGUUUCCGUGGAUGUAGUAAAGCGGACGCCUGGCAAAGCACCUGUCGAGUACACGGUUGCCUACGAACUGGACCACAGGAACGUGAACUACGACGACGCAGACUACGCUAACUCCAAGUGCAGAUCCGGCCCACACCAUGCCCACUCGGACCCGUUCCGAAUGGAGGAGUACACCAAGUUUCCCUCCGUCUCCAACGCCGUCAACAAGCUCUUCAAGGCGAUCGACGUCGGCGUUCCAGUGUUUGUGCACGACCACAAGUUGCCUGGCCCAUCGCACGGUGAAUACCAUACCUUCAAGUAUGGCCCACAAUCCACUACCAACUCGCUCACCAAGCCCACGCCAAGGGCAGGCGUUGUCAUCUGCACUUCGGUCAUUCGGAAGGUCUAAUUCAUGCUCGGUUCUUUCUUCGUUUCCACCCUCCAACAUCCUUUUAAAAUCCUGCAUCACGGUCAUUUUGCCAAGUUUCCCACAAGGAAUCUAAAUGGCCAGGCCUGUUUGACUUUUAGUUACCAAUGAUAACUGUUUGGCUGUCAAUGGAGUACAAAAAGUAGAUGCGCACAGCCCAGGUCUGUUUCAUGCCUGCAAGCUGUUCCCCCAUAAUGUAGGAAUUAAAUUCUAUUCUUUUUUUCCGUUUUCCUUAAUUGUUUGCAUUUUACUUGCUCCUUACUGGCUACUAUCAGCCGGAAAAUCUCUCUACUACAAUUUCAAACAAUAGUGCUGCUGUUUUUUUUAAAGAUCUGGUUAGCUCCAUAACUGGCGAAGCUUGCACUUCCAUGUAUUCACUUAUUUUGUGUGCACGGCAUUUGUGUCUGUUUAAGAACACCCUAUUCUGUUCUGUUGACACGAGGCACGUGUCUUGUUUACCUGCGGCGACACCACACUAUCGCGUUCGACGCAUUGUCCUGUUUGACAUCAUUUCCUGCUUUUAACUAAUGCACGACCUUAUGUCUUGCAUUGCCUUGUAUUUCCUACUUCUUCAAAGUUAACCCUACCGAGCACCUCUGCGAUAAUCUCCCACUCGUGUACCCCGUGUGCAUAACAUGCUUUUUUGUUUAUUUGCGCCUAGUACUGUAC